AUGCCUUAUCCUGAAAGUUUUAGCGGCUUUCAGGCCCCCAGCGCCGACAAGUGGCUUGAUUUCGAGCAGACUUCAUGGGCGCCGCGUCCCUUUGGCGACAAUGACGUCGAUAUCAAAAUCGAAUGCUGUACUGUGAGCGCCGACGACGUGCAUACGCUCCGUGGAGAGUGGGGAAAUGUGCCGUACCCGUUAGCAGUAGGCCAUGAAUUCGUUGGAAGGGUCAUCCAGGUGGGAUCCAAGGUGACACUCACAAAAGUCGACCAGCGUGUUGGUGUUGGGGCGCAGGUGUUUUCCUGUCUCAAAUGCCGUCAAUGCAAGAAUGACAACGAAACAUACUGCAAGGACCAUGUUAUGGCCUAUGCUGAGCAGUAUCCCGGCACCAACCACAUCACUCAAGGUGGCUGGUCCUCUCAUGCUCGGAUCCACGAGUAUUGGGUUUACCCCAUUCCAGACAGCCUGAUCAGUAGCGAUGCAGCACCUAUGAUGUGCGCUGGUGUCACAGUUUACAGCCCACUCAAAAGGUUUGGCGCUGGUGAAGGCAAGAAAGUCGGCAUCGUCGGUAUUGGAGGCCUAGGCCAUUAUGCAAUCAUGUUUGCAAAGGCUCUUGGCGCUGAAGUUUGGGCAAUCUCAAGGUCUCGUGCUAAAGAGAACGAUGCGCGACAGAUGGGGGCCGAUGGAUUCCUCGCCACGAGCGAACAAGGCUGGAAUGAGUCGCAUAAAAUGACUUUUCACCUCAUCAUCAACACUUCGAAUUCAUUUGACGGCUUCCAGCUGAGGGAAUACCUGAGCCUUCUGGAUGUACACGGGCACUUCAACUCAGUCGGAGCGCCUGGUGGGGAUGGCGUCCUAGUACGGCCCUGGGACUUCAUUUGGAAUGGCUGCUUCAUGGGGACCACGAACAUGGGUAGCCGCCGUGAGAUGCUUGAGAUGCUCGACCUGGCAGCCACUACGGGUAUCAGGUCGUGGGUCGAGACGAUACCGAUCUCAAAAGAAGGUAUUCAAAAGGCGAUAGAGAAGUUGCAGAGUAGCAGCGUGCGUUACAGGUCGUGCCUGGUAGAAUAUGACAAGGCAUUCGCUGCUUGA
Molecule: messenger RNA, 1083 nt
Organism: Bacidia gigantensis
Lineage: Eukaryota; Fungi; Ascomycota; Lecanoromycetes; Lecanorales; Ramalinaceae
Product: putative secondary metabolism biosynthetic enzyme
Exons: 2
Coding region: 1-1083 (360 amino acids)
Biological process (GO): alcohol metabolic process
Molecular function (GO): zinc ion binding; alcohol dehydrogenase (NADP+) activity
Source: RefSeq, a predicted model, not a curated record